CGGUCAUCUUGCGCACUCUUCACAUGGAACCCGCAGUCUGCAGAGAAAGGAGCGCAAAUUGAAGCCUCUUUUCUCCAAUUAUCUUUAGAUAAGUGCAGUUUGCGCCACUUUCGCACAGUUUCUCUCGAUGGGACCCGAAGACUGAAGCUAGUGUGCCACAUCUCUCUAAGCUGUAGACAUGGACUGCAGCGCAUUGAAGCCUGAGUCCUCUAGAUAUUUACGCAUCGCGUUGCUGUGGAUGGUGCAAUUAGGAGCUUUGGCGCAACAAGCUCCAGAGUGUUACCCCGGAGGUCACCGGACUCUGCGUAGCCCCUAUCGCAGCGUCCACUUCGACUCCACGGAGAUCCAGGACACGGCCAUCCAGGAUCUAAUCUGCGACCACUCUCUGUCCCCGGGCUGGUACCGCUUCUGGAUCAACAACAAGCCGGCGGAGAUGCCCACCUCCUGCGUAGAGAUGAACCACUGCGGCACUCAGGCUCCGGUGUGGCUGUCGCUGAAGGACGCCCCCCUGCCGCGCCCCGGCGAGCUCCGGCAGCUCUCCGCCUGCGCCACCUGGCAGUUCUUCCACGGAAGCGCCAAGGACUGCUGCCUCUUCCGCAUCCCCGUCACCGUGCGCAACUGUGGGGAGUUCAUGGUGUACCGCCUGCAGCCCACGCAGGGGUGCAUGGGAUACUGCGCCAAAGUUACGCCAGAUUUAGGACCCCGACUCUGCCCACCAGGGGAAGUAGAAGUGAACGGCCGCUGCAGAGCCUCCGUCCCCUCGCUGCCGUCCCGGCCGCUGAUCUCCGCGGAGCUCCUCGGCCACAGCGUGCACCUCAGGUGCUCCUUCGUGCCGCCACCGUGGAGCCGGCCGCUGGGCUUCCAGGUGGUGUGGGCGCGACACAUCGGCCACAGCAUGAAGGCGGAGAUCCGGCAGGAGUCCACGCUGAAGCCCUUCUCUCUGGUGGAGAUGGACGGCGUUCACUUCAGGCUCGGAGAAACGUUCUCCUGCAGUGUGUCGACUUUCAGAGCUAACUCCAGCCAAAGCAGAUCCACUCCAAAAGAAAGUGAGGGUUUCUAUGCCGGACUGAAGUUUUCUCCAGAAUCGCUGCACAUAGUGGAGAACAGUAAAGAGCACGAGGUGACGGUGCACAGCACGGUGCCCAUCCCCUGCUUCGGCCCCGACCACGGCCACCAGUGUGGGGUCCCUCUGGCUCUGAGCGUGCAGGACCCAGACGGACACGAGUCCCCAAACGUGGCGCUGUCGGCCUGCCAGGUGGAGCUGCGGCCCAACGCCUGUAGCGGGGGCAGCUGCGGCCGAGCCACGGUUUUAAUCACCGCCGUCACCGACUUCACACGAGACGGGAACCGCCCGAGUCUGAUCAGUGUCUUCCCCGGGUCCAACGCACCCCGCCUCUGGAGAAGCUAUGUCCCAACGUCCCUGAAAGUCACGGUGCAGGACGUUCCCACUUCCAUCUGCUACUCCCUCACUGACCCUCAUGUCAUCACUCUGGAUGGCAGACGCUAUGAAAACCACCAGACCGGCACCUUCACCCUCUACCGGAGCCUCGUCAGGGAUUUCGAGGUGCACUCCCGUCAGUGGGACUGUGGCAGCAGACACUACGCCGUGGCCUGUAACUGUGGCGUUGUAGCGCGAGAGGGGAACGAUAUCGCAGUGUUCGACAUGUGCAAAGGGCAGCCGCAGGAAACCAGGCCGGAGUUAACGCUGAGAAACAUCGGGGACAGCGAGGGCAGCCGGGUCCGCGUGCUGGAGUCCCACCAGGGGAAGAAGGUCACCUUGAUCUUUCCCUCCGGGGCCUUUGUUAGGGCCGAUGUUGGCGAUUGGGGGAUGAGUCUGUCUGUCCGUGCUCCCAGCGUCGACUUCGGACACACGCAGGGCCUCUGCGGCACCUUCGACCGCAACGGACACAACGACUUCCACGGAUCAGACGGGGGCAUCUACGGCCCCGAGGACCUGCACCGAUUCAUAGAGGAAUGGAGGAUAGCUCCAGGUGAGAGUUUAUUCGACAGGACGCCUGUGGGAAAAACGCAGGAAGUGAGGCGUCCGUUCUGUCAGUGUCACAAAAGAUUCAGCGCUCCUCAUCACGGCGACAGAGGGAUCAGGAACUUGUACAAUCCCUCCGCCCACUCCGACUGCAUCACUUAUGAUGACGUGGACUACACAUCCGUGUUCCCCUCCAUGGACACGACAGUGGAGUACAUCAAGAGUCCGGAGAGGGACGAGCGCAUCCUGGACAUGUCAUCAUUCAUCAGUCUGGAGAGUAGGGGGCUGCAAGACGGAGAUGAAUCAGAGAGCGAGUUUAGGGAGGAUUUCCUGCUCAGGACAAGGAGACAUUAUGAGUUCAAACCUGUGUUCGCUGCACAGAGCCUCAGCCAGGCCGACCUGGAGAGCUUUGCCUACUUCUUCCCAGAGGAUCACUUAGAGGAGGCCCGAGAGGAGGUGCAGCCUCAGUGGCCCACGCCCAGCGGCCUCACUUCAUCUAAAGCUCUGGAGGUGUGUCAGAUGGCGCUGGGUAACUCCACAGUGGGUGCGGUGUGCCGGGGUCUGCUGGGUCGCAGGCUGGACGAGGCGGUGGAUCUGUGCAUGCUGGACCUGCAGCUGAAGGACGACCUGGGCUGGGAGAAGGCGCUGCUGCCGUACCUGGAGAACGAGUGCGAGAGGAGGCUGCUGGAGAACCGAACGCAGAGAGACUCGGAGGAGACGUCCACUGCGGAGGAGGUGGUGGCGGCUCUGCGAUGCCCCAACUUCUGCAAUGGGAACGGGGAGUGCACGGAGUGGGGCUGCCAGUGUUUCCCCAGCUUUAGCUUCUACGACUGCAGCCUGACCAUCAGCCAGCCGGUGGAGGUCACAGAUCUGGAGAACGGAGGACUUUGUGACAUCCGAGCGUUCAACUGUCGCAGCGUCCGAGUGUUCGGCCUCGGCUUCAUCGACUCCCCCGACCUCAGCUGCCACGCCACCAGACUAAAGUACAUGAACGGAGUUUGGGUUCCCAGGGAGAAACAGAGGACGAAAGCCACCUUCCUCAACUCCAAGGCGUUAGACUGUGCUGUUCCAUCUUUAAGCAUCACGGCUGUAAACACAGAAGACUUCAUGAUGGACGACAAACCGUACGCACGCUGGGAGAUUAAAGUGACGAACGACGGCUCUCAGUACAGCCAGGCUAAAGUGCUGACCAUCUACGACGGGGUGUGUCAGAUCUGCGAGGCGUCGCGCUCAGGACUCUGUAAGUUAAAGGAGAAGACGUGUAACAUCGACGGGAUGUGUUUCGCAGCGGGGGUCUCCAGCCCCAGCAGCCCCUGCCUCCUCUGUGACCCUGACACCUCCAAGUUCACCUGGUCUGUCAAUCAAGUCAACGAGCCUCCAUCUUUCCACCGGCCUCAGAGCGCCCUGCGGACGUUUUCCGGGGAGAACUUCGUCUUCCAGUUCGCAGCGUCGGACCCCGAGGGCUCGGCGCUCCUCUUCCAGCUGGAGGAGGGUCCUGGGGGGGGCGUCCUGUCCCCUGCAGGCCUCCUCAUCUGGAGGGUCCCGUCGCUCUCUGAGGAGGAGGAGGAAGAGGAGCGUCCAUCGAAGCAUUCUGUCCGCUUCACGCUGUCCGACGAGUGCAACGCCCAGAGCAGCUUCUCUGUGGAGAUCGACGUGGUGCCGUGUGGCUGUCAGAGCGGGGGAACCUGUGUGACGGACGUUAAUUUCCCAGCAGGCAGUGGGAGGUACCUGUGUGUGUGUCCUGAGGGGACGCAGGGCGACCUCUGCGAGCAGCAUGAGGACGACUGUCUGUCCGACCCGUGCGCGGCGGGCACGUGCAUCAACACAGAGACUGGGUACAGGUGUGAGUGUCCUUCAGGGGUGACAGGGGUGACAUGCCUGGAGGACAUCGAUGAGUGUGAAGAGACGCCGUGUUUCUCUGAAGUCCCGUGCUUCAACCGCUUUGGCUCCUAUAGCUGCGGCCCGUGCCCCAAAGGCAUGCUGGGAAAUGGGACGAUAUGUACAGUCCCCAACUCGCCAACAUCUGCUCCUCGUAUGACCGUCCACAGAGCUUCAGAUGUUCCGCUGCAGCCCAAAAUAAAGACAGAAACUUUCCGGAAGACCUCAAGCUUCCCGCAGACAGCGAAGACGACACAGAGGAUCAACCCAAACCCAUCACAAGACAAGACCACCUCAUGGAGAAGGCCUCCAGGAAUUGACCUGAACCCAGCGCUCAGUCAGGCGGAAACGAACACAAGCAUCUCAGCAGUCACACCAAACGUGUCCCAAACUAAAGGAGAAGCUCUGAGAAAAAGCCCAGGAAUUAAAUUAAACCCAUCCACGGCUAACAGAGACACUUUGAAGGACGUUCCAGGAAUUAAACCAGACCAAGUCGAGCCUGAUCCGCCCAGAAUCAGCAACACUAUUCCCAAAACAUCCUCUGCAGGAUCUAGUUUGUCUCCGGUUGUGAAUAUAUCGGCGACCUGUGCGAGCCGGCCGUGUUUCCCCGGCGUUCAGUGCAUCAACCGCCGGCCGCCGCACGUCGGAUACGUCUGCGGGCGCUGCCCCCCCGGACUCUACGGGAACGGACGCGUCUGCAUGAAGAACGCCAAGGCAGCGUCCAACCACCUCUCCCAGCAGCAGACGCUACGCAAGACUAUCCGAUCCCCGCAGGGAGGAAGCAGCAAGGUGUCCCAGCUCCACCUGCCCCACCUGCCCUACAGACACACCGUCAAACACCUGUCCUGGUCCGUCACCAGAGGGAGCAGAGACAACUCACUGCAGGACCCCGCUGCAGGGAGGGGGGGCGGCACCGGGAGGAGGGAGGCGGUCACUGCAGCCCCAAGAACAUCAAACCGCACAAUGCAUGUCACUGCAAAUACUCACAUCCCCCGACACAGCAUCAGGGUGUAUACCAGACCCAGCACCACAGCCUCCAGAGAGAUAAAGGGUCAACAUGUGACAACCUCAAAGUCUGUAGGAGCACUGACUGCAGCCACGUCUCCUAAGGUAACACCUCCCGCUCCACCCCUCUCCACGCAGUCCAAACAGGUAACACACCCCCAGCUCCACCACAUGGCCUCCACUCAGUCCAAACCCUGGACCCCAGCGAGACACGCCUCCCCCCUCACCGCGGCCCUCACCUCUCUGUCCUACUCCCUGUCUGAGCUGGAGUUCUCUGCUGACGGAGACGAGGCUGAGGCGAGCUUUGAGACGCUGCAGAUAAUCCCGGGACUCCCCUUAAGAACAGCGGGGAGGGCGGGGCACAGCUCCUCGCGGCUGGGGGUGAGGACGACGGCGAGCAAACAUGUGACCACCUGUGCAGACCGGCCCUGUUUUCCUGGGGUCCAAUGCCAGCCCACUGAGGAGGGGUUCCACUGUGGGAGGUGUCCUGUGGGAUACACUGGAGACGGACGCUCCUGUAGAGCUGUUUGCAGGCACACGUGUGGUAGGAACAUGGAGUGUGCUGCUCCGAACACCUGCCGCUGCAAACCAGGCUACACCGGAUCAGACUGUCAGACAGCCAUCUGUGAGCCGCGGUGUUUGAACGGAGGUGUGUGUGUUGCUCCGGACGUGUGUCAGUGUCUCACAGGGUUUCAUGGAGAAACCUGUCAGGAAGCUCUGUGCAGGUCUCCCUGUGAGAACGGAGGCUCCUGUGUGGGGCUGCAGACCUGCUCCUGUCCCUAUGGGUUUGUGGGACCUCGCUGUGAGACCAUGGUGUGCAGCCGUCACUGUCACAACGGAGGCCGGUGUGCGUCUCCGGACAAGUGUGUGUGUCCGGCAGGCUGGACCGGGCUCUCCUGUGAGACUGCUCUCUGCUCUCCCAUGUGUCUCAACGGAGGAGUGUGUGUCCGUCCGAAUGUCUGCGAGUGUCCUCACGGAUCCUACGGUGCACAGUGUCAGAACGCUGUGUGCAGUCCUCCCUGUAAGAAUGGAGCUGUGUGUAUCAGGAACAACGUGUGCUCCUGUCUGAAGGGAUACACCGGGAAGCAAUGCGAAAAAAGUGUGUGUGAGCCGGUGUGUAUGAACGGAGGCAGGUGUGUGGGUCCAGAUCUUUGCGAUUGUCCGUCAGGUUGGCGUGGAACCAGAUGUGAUAAACCCAGCUGUCUGCAGAGGUGUCUGAACGGGGGAGAGUGUGUAGGCUCAAACACCUGCCACUGCACCCGAGGGUGGCAGGGCAUGCUGUGCCAGAUCCCCAUCUGUGAAUCCAAAUGUCUCUACGGCAGUCGCUGCGUCCGGCCAAACGUCUGCGCCUGCAGGAGCGGAUUCACCGGCUCCCUUUGCUCCAGAAGGCUUCCUGUUUCCAGAGGUUGACCGAAUGACAAGCAUCAAGAAUGAAACAGGAGUUCAACGAGCACAUAUCAAAUCUUCAGGAGAAACGAAGAAACGAUGAGGAAAAACCAAAGUGUUUCCUCACUGGGAAAGAAAGCAGAGUCACUUUCAGUCCUCCUGCUCCAGGCUAACGAGGCGCUGACUAGAGAUCAGCAGACAGGAGAUUAUUACCUGGAUUUGACUAUUAGCGUAAUAAAAAAGUGUAAAACAUGCACCCUUUUCUUUUUAAGACCACACUACAGGCUU
Molecule: messenger RNA, 6541 nt
Organism: Gymnodraco acuticeps
Lineage: Eukaryota; Metazoa; Chordata; Actinopteri; Perciformes; Bathydraconidae
Product: von Willebrand factor D and EGF domain-containing protein
Exons: 33
Coding region: 179-6277 (2032 amino acids)
Biological process (GO): anatomical structure development
Cellular component (GO): cell surface; extracellular region
Molecular function (GO): calcium ion binding; signaling receptor binding
Source: RefSeq, a predicted model, not a curated record